Cucumis sativus (cucumber) is the source of this 1809-nucleotide messenger RNA. RefSeq lists its product as uncharacterized. The transcript has 3 exons. Gene Ontology annotation, cellular component: plasma membrane. NCBI's taxonomy places the organism in Eukaryota, Viridiplantae, Streptophyta, Magnoliopsida, Cucurbitales, Cucurbitaceae. The coding region runs from base 126 to 1481 and encodes 451 amino acids. The record is from RefSeq and is a predicted model, not a curated record.
CAAAACAAAAAAAUUGAAACCACCGUUUUCUUAUUCCAAAUUUAAAAACACAAAAUUUACCAUUCCAUUUCACUUCUUCCUUUAGAACCAUUCCUUUUUCACGCCCCCAACAGAGACUCGAACCCAUGGCGGCCGACAAAAUUCCCGGCGAACGUACGGCGGCACACCGAUCAAGACGCAAAUCAAUUAAAAAAUGCCUAAACACCUUCUGCAUUUGCCUCUUUGGCGCCGCUGCCACCGCUUGCAUCGCUGCUCUGACCUUUGGCCUCGUCGUUCUCCGGGUAAAAACCCCAACAGUGAAAUUAACCUCCGUCGCGGUAAAACAUCUCCAAUACGGCUUCUCGCCGACGCCAUUCAUGGAGGCGACAUUAACUGGGGAAAUGACAAUGGAGAAUCCGAAUUACGGGGCGUUUGAGUACGAGGGAGUAGGGAACGUGACGUUGAUUUACUAUGGAGUGGUGGUGGGAAUCGGGGAGGUGAAAAGAUUGAGUGUAAAUGCGAAGAGUAUUGAGAAAAGGGAGUUUAAUGUAAAAGUGAAACCGAAUUGGAGGUUUGUUAAUGUGGAUUAUUUCAGCGAUGAUUUGGGUAGGUUGAAGACGAUGAAUAUGAGUUGGAACGCAGAGUUCGAGGGAAAGAUUGAUUUAUUGAAAUUGUUUAAAGAGAAGAAGAUUUCAGUGUUGAAAUGUAGUACGAGCUUGAAUUUGACCUCCCAUGGCGUCCAAAAUCUGGCUUGCCUGUAUCUUCCUUCCCAAAUGAUCAAAUUAAAUCCCACGACUAUUAAAUACUCAACAUAUCCCUUCUUUUGGUGUCAUUUCACCAUAGCCAUGGCUGAUAAAGAGCAGGUCAAACCCUUGGCUUCCGCCUCCGCCGAGCUCCGGAGUGACGACCAUAUCUUUCUUCCUCCUCCUGAUCCCAAGCUCCACCUCCAUAGAAACAAAUAUAUCAUGUGCUGUGGCUGCUUCGCCGCUCUCCUCUUAAUCCUUGCCGUCAUCGGUAUCGUCCUCGGCUUCACCGUCUUCCAUAUCAAAACCCCAGAUAUUAAAAUUGAUUCCCUCUCCUUCCCAAAUGACACUUUGAGUUCAAAUAGUGGGAUAAUUGUUGUGGCUAGCGUCUCGGUGAGGAACCCUAAUGUUGCGUCGUUCAAAUACUCGAAAGCUUCGAUCGAGAUUUACUACCACGACAAGGUCAUCGGCGAGGGCGAGACACCACCAGGAGAGGUUAAGGCGAAAGACACGCUAAGGAUGAAUGUGACGGUAGAGAUUGAACCUUGGAAGAUGGAUGAUGCUUCGAGUUUGAUAAAGGAUUGGAAUUCAGGAUCUUUGAGUAUAAGUAGCUACACGGAAAUUCCUGGAAGAGUGAAAAUACUUGGCUCCAUCAAGAAAAACUAUUUGGUGAAAAUAAGCUGUUCAUUGACUUACAAUUCAAAAAGCAAGACGAUUCAAGGACAAGAUUGUGAUCAACGUGUAAGAAUCUCUGUUUAAUGAAAAAGUGAAAUCCUAUUGAAAUUCGUUCAAACAACCUAAAUUUUUUAGAAUUAAGAAGAAUGUGACUAACAAAUCUACAUUAUAGGAUUUUGAGAUAUGAAAACGUAUAGUUUGAAUAUGUGAGAUAGUCAUGUUAAUGUAACAGUAUAUAUUAUUAAACUUUUUUAUAGUAGAAUAUUAGGACUUAAUAUUCAUUUUCUGGAUCAUAUUAAUUUCUUUCUUUGAGUAAAAUUUAUGAAACUGCGUUGUAAAGUUAUGAAAUUAUUCGGACAAUAUUUCCUUAUUUCAAAUAAUAAUAGCAAAGCUUUAUGACUAUUAAAAUUUA